Molecule: messenger RNA, 1198 nt
Organism: Triticum dicoccoides
Lineage: Eukaryota; Viridiplantae; Streptophyta; Magnoliopsida; Poales; Poaceae
Exons: 4
Coding region: 145-939 (264 amino acids)
Source: RefSeq, a predicted model, not a curated record
UCAUCUACGUGGCCCACCGCCCCGUCCAGUCUGCCGGAACGGAACUAAUGGGCCUCCAAGCCACCGUCCCCGCCGGCGCCACUCCCCUCCGCCGCAGCCUCCAAUCCUCCUCCUCCAGGGGCAGGGCCAGGGUCGCUCAGGGCGAUGGUGCAGCCCGUGGUGGUGGUGGGCGGCGGUCGCGUGGGCCAGGCGCUGCUCUCCAUGGGCCCGCCCGCCGGCGGCGACCUACUCCUCCGCCGUGGCGAGGCGCUCCCGCCCGCCGCGCCGGCCGGGCCCAUCCUAGUCUCCACCCGCAACGACGACCUUGACGCCGUGCUCGACGCCACCCCCAGGUCCCGGUGGCGCGACCUCGUCUUCUUCCAGAACGGGAUGCUGGAGCCGUGGCUGGAGAGCAAGGGCCUGGCGGGCGCCAACCAGGUGCUCGCCUACUUCGCGGUGUCCAGGCUCGGCGAGCCCCCCGUCGACGGCAUCACCGACGCCAACCCCCAGGGCCUCACCGCCGCCUUCGGCGCCUGGGCCCCCGCUGUCGCCGCCCGCCUCCAGAACGGCGGGCUCACCUGCAAGGUGCUUGAGAAGGGAGCCUUUGAGAAGCAAAUGCUAGAGAAGCUGAUUUGGAUUUCAGCUUUCAUGCUCGUUGGAGCUCGUCAUCCUGGGGCUACAGUUGGUGCGGUCGAAAAAGAAUACCGUUCUGAGGUAUCCAGCCUCAUAUUUGAAUUAGCAUCUGUCGCGGCUGCAGAGCGGGGGCUUUCUUUCGACGAGGGCAUGGAAGAGAGGCUCUGCGCCUACUCCAGAGCGGUGGCGCACUAUCCGACCACUGUGAAAGAGUUCAAGUGGAGGAACGGUUGGUUCUACUCGCUCACCGAAAAGGCCCUCACGGAAGGAAAGCCAGAUCCAUGCCCACUCCACACAGCUUGGCUCAAGGAGAUUAAAGUCAUAUAGAUAGAGAUUUUUCAUUACAUGUGCACGCGGCGCGAUGCGUGUCUCAGGUUAAAUCUUGGAGCAAGUUUUUGAGGUGCUUAACCGUUGAUACUAUGUAUAGAAAACAGAGUAUGUGGCAGACAAGUGUUGUGUUAUUUAUAUUAUUGGCAACAAGCUUUCAUGCGGUGGAGAAAACAACUAGUGGUACUGCUGCAUGGAGACAGACUAUUUGUGAUUUAUAUCUUCCGGUUGCUGUAACUCGGAGAGGCUUGCAACAUAA